Hydractinia symbiolongicarpus is the source of this 3423-nucleotide messenger RNA. RefSeq lists its product as uncharacterized. The record is from RefSeq and is a predicted model, not a curated record. Gene Ontology annotation, molecular function: nucleic acid binding. The coding region runs from base 1 to 3423 and encodes 1140 amino acids. The transcript has 5 exons. NCBI's taxonomy places the organism in Eukaryota, Metazoa, Cnidaria, Hydrozoa, Anthoathecata, Hydractiniidae.
AUGGACAUGAUAUGCUCACCUCUAUCUAACCAAAGAGUCGAUUUAGCGCAAACACUUAUCCCAAACAUUUGCCUUGCUGACAACAACGCCUCUGACAAUAAACAGAUCGACUUUCUUAUAGGUGCAAAUUAUUAUUGGAACUUUGUAACAGGACAAAUUAUAAAAACCGAGAACGCUCUUACCGCUGUUCAAACUAUCCUUGGUUGGACUCUUAACGGAAAUGUGCGGGCAUCUUCUUCGACUGUUAACGUUGCACACGUUUUACUUUCCCAUGGCGGGCACGAACUGUCAACUGAUAAUCUAAAGAAAUUUUGGCAAGUCGAGGACAUAAAUGAAGUAGAUACUACGUUUAACAUAGGUAAAUUCAGCGAGAAAAUUGAUUUCGAUGGAGAAAGAUAUUCCGUCCCAUUACCAUGGAAACAAGAUCAUGAACAGAUACCGGACAAUUUCCAAAACAGCCGAAAUCGGUUAACAUCAGUCUUCCGCCGACUUAAGGCUAAGCCCGAGCUUCUGCAACAAUACGACGACAUCAUUAAACAGCAAAAACGUGACGGUAUCAUCGAGCAGGUGACAGAGCCGCCACCGCCGCCAGGUAAAGUCCAUUACUUGCCCCAUCAUUACGUCUUAAAGGAAGAUAAGUCCACAACCAAGGUGCGCAUUGUUUACGAUGCUUCUUCAAAUUCUCCGUCACUCAACGAUUGUUUGGAAAAGGGUCCUUCUCUUCUUCCUCUACUUAUGGACAUCCUUAUCCGUUUUGGGACCUACAAGGUUGCGGUAGCAAGCGACAUUAAACAAGCAUUUUUAAAUGUGGCGAUCAACACACCUGAUCGUGACUUCUUACGCUUCCUAUGGUUUGACGAUAUAACAAAAGAAAAUCCUCAACUCAUGAUAUACCGAUACACUCGUGUAAUCUUUGGAAUGAACGCUUCACAGUUCCUUUCAGCUGCAUCAAUUAUAAAGCACUUGGAGAAAUACCAAAGUGCCGACCCUGACUUUGUGCUAGCUUUCUUAGAAAAUCUUUAUGUCGACGACAGCAUUGGCGGAGGAGAUACCAGCGAUCAGGUGUUCACAUUUUACCAAAAGGCAAAAGCACGGCUUAAGGAAGCUGGUUUAAUCUUACGAAAAUGGCGUUCUAACAGUCCAACUCUCCAAGCGGAAAUCUCCAAAUUCGAAAUCGAGGAUCCAGCUCCUCCCGAUGAAAAAAUCUUGGGCAUCACAUGGGAUACGACCAAUGACGAAAUGGAAAUAGACCUGUCAAGACAAAAACAGUUAGCUCAAUCCGACGUCCUUCUAACUAAACGCAACAUCCUAAAAAUCAUCGCAUCGAUUUACGACCCAGUCGGUUUGGUUUCGCCCCUCGUUGUACCGUUUAAGGUAUUCUUCCAGGAGUUAUGCACAACCGUAAACGAUUGGGACACUGAGGUUAGUGAGGAAUUAAAGGACGAAUGGAAUUCGUUAAUACAGUUAUUUUCAAUCUCGUCGAAAUAUCGAUUGCAACGUUAUUACUUCGCUAACUAUCCUUUAAGUGAUUUAAAAGACAUCACCCUGCAUGGCUUUUGUCAUGCAAGUAGCGCCGUUCCAGUAGCUUUGAAAUUUUGUUGGAGCGACUCAAUUGAUGCACUAUUUUGGGUUAGAAAUAAUAAUUCUAGUAAGCCAUUUGUUAAGAACAGAGUGACAAAAAUUAGGGAUUUAACGCCUCCAGCUAUGUGGAGAUUUUGUCCCGGAAAGUUGAACCCUGCUGAUUUAUCAUCUCGUGGUGUAAACAAGGCCAAUAAAAACAAUUGGUUUCAAACAUGGACUGUCGGACCUAGUUUUAUAUAUGAAGAUCAACUACAAUGGCCGGAAGAACCAAAUAAUAAUAAAAUAAAAAUUACAAAAUCUAGACACUGUAAAAAAUGUUGUUCUACUAAGCCUGUUUUAUCUGAUGAAUGUCCUGUUAUUUGCAAACGGACCGUGGACCUUGAGGAUCAUCUUCAAGAUCAACGGCCCAGCCUUAGACAACGGACUGGGGACGUUGGGGUUCGACCCCAAGGUCAACAGCCCUAUUUUUCAGGUAGCAUAAUAAAUUCAAGAACUCUACCUAUCGAGGAGCUGGUCAACUCCACACCUAUAAACCUACGACGAAUAUUUGACGUCGAACGAUUCAGCUCAAUGCACAAACUUUUGCGCGCUACAGCUUACGUGAUUAAAUUUAUUGAUUGUCUAAAAUCUCGAAUUAAUGGUAACGUAUCGAAACAAACCUUGUUGUCAACUGAAGAUCUGGAACAUGCAGAACUUUUGUGGGUUAAAACAUGUCAAAAAGACUUAACAAGCCGUUUAAAUCAGUUAAAUAAUACUCUUGGGCUUUUUAUUGACAAAGAUGACAUCAUCCGCUGCAAAGGACGGCUCCUGUAUGCCAACUUGCCGUACGACUCUAAAUAUCCCAUCUUGUUACCUGGUGACUCAUACCUAUCAACCUAUCCAUUUCAAUCUACAGGAGUGGAUUACUUGGGACCACUCAUGGUCAAGCCUAUAUUUAACGAAGAUCAAAGCGCAAUGUUUCCGGUACAUGUUGCACUAUUUACCUGCGCUGUUACUCGUGCAGUCCAUCUGGAUGUAGUUCCCGAUCAGUCAGCCUCGUCGUUUAUACGAACUUUAAAACGAUUUAUAGCCAGACGCGGCAUACCUACGUUAAUGAUUUCCGACAACGCAACGUGCUUUAAAAACGAAGAACUUAGGUUAAGUGAAGAGUUAUCUAAAUUAAACGCCUUGUUUCGAAGUAGUAUAUCUUAUGAAGAACUUCAAACGGUGCUAUGCGAAGUUGAAAGCCUUCUUAACUGUAGACCUUUAACGUACAUCUAUAACGAUGACAUUGAAGAGGUGCUCACUCCAUCACAUUUAAUGCAUGGUCGCAACAUAUGUAGGCCUUGUGUUCAGUCUGGAGAUGCGGACGAACUUGAUAGCAAGGCAAAACUUUCAAAACGAAUGAUGUACAUAAAGACCUUGAAGGAGCAUUUUUGGAAUCGAUUCAGUAACGAAUACAUAACCAAUCUGAGAGAGUUUCACGCACAAGGACCAAGUCACAGUCGUUCUGUUGAGCUUGGAGAAAUAGUCAUUAUUCAUUCUGAUAAGGAGCGCAUCAAUUGGCGUAUGGGAAAGGUGACAUACCUUAUUACGAGCAGGGACAAUAACUUCCGUGCAGCUAUAGUUAAAGUGUUUACGCCGUAUACCAAAGUCAUUAACUAUAUGAAGCGACCAAUUGAAAAAUUGUAUCCCUUAGAGGUAAAGAGCGUUGAAUCUGUGAGUUACGAGGAGAAACAAGAAAGUAUGAAAAUUAUGGACAGCGAUAUGACAGUUAUAGCCGAUGACACUGCAACGGAACGCCCCAGAAGGAUUGCAGCAGACAAUAGCAUUCUUAUACGACGUAUUCUGGGGCAAACCUGA